UUUUUAAACCCCGGACGGAUGUCCUUCGCGUCCUUUUCCUACGCGAGGGAAUUGUCUCUCGGACUCUAUCCUCUUGGAGAUUUCUCCACCGAUGUUCGGAGAGUGCGGGCUCCGGCUGCCGUGCCUCGGCCGCGGGAGGCGGCGGGCGGCGGCAGGGAAGGAGCUGGAGCCGGUGCUGCUGGUGUCCGGCAUCGGGGGAUCGGUCCUGAACGCGAGGAACAAGAAGACCGGUCGGAAGAUCUGUGUCUGGGUCCGGAUUCUUCUGGCCAAUCUCGAAUUCAAGAAAUAUGUCUGGUCCAUGUAUAAUACGGAGACUGGAUAUGUAGAGUCGCUCGACCCGGAUUAUGAAAUUGUAGUUCCUGAAGAUGAUUAUGGCCUACAUGCAAUCGACAUUUUAGAUCCAUCAUGGUGGGCUAAAUGCUUGCAUCUGACUGACGUAUAUCAUUUUCAUGAUAUGAUUGAUAUGCUUGUUGAAUGUGGAUAUGAGAAAGGAACCACAUUGUUUGGCUUUGGUUACGACUUUCGUCAAAGCAAUAGAAUUGAUAAAACAUUGGAUGACCUGAGAGUAAAAUUGGAAAGUGCUUAUAAGGCUUCUGGAGGGAAAAAAGUGAAUAUAAUAUCCCAUUCUAUGGGUGGAUUGCUUCUUCGGUGCUUCAUAUCACUAUACAAUGAUGUGUUUGCAAAGUACGUAAACAAGUGGAUUUGUAUAGCGUGCCCCUUUCAAGGUGCUCCUGGGUGCAUCAAUGAUUCCCUUCUAACCGGACUGCAAUUUGUUUAUGGUUUUGAAAGCUUCUUCUUUGUUUCUAGAUGGACGAUGCAUCAACUGUUGAUUGAAUGCCCAUCUAUCUAUGAAAUGCUGCCAAACCCAGAAUUCAACUGGAAUCAGCAGCCUGUGAUUCAAGUCUGGAGAAAACCAUCUGAAGACAAUGAAGCAGUCAAAUUGGAUGUCUAUGAUCCAACAGAGUGCAUCUCUUUGUUUGAAGAAGCUCUAAGGGAUAAUGAGCUGACAUAUAAUGGGAAGUCUAUUGCUCUACCAUUCAAUUUUUCAAUCCUCAAAUGGGCUGCCGAUACUCGCCAAAUUCUUGACAAUGCUCAAUUACCAAGCAGUGUUGGCUUCUAUAACAUAUAUGGGACAUCAUUUGACAGUCCGCAUGAUGUCUGCUAUGGAUCGGAAACAUCACCUAUCACAAACUUGUCAGAAGUAUGCCACACCACGGUAUCUGACACAUCAUCUCCUUAUAAUUUAUGCUUCUUAACGUUGUUUCAAUCAUUGAUUUUAGAGAUAUCUGAAUUCUUGAUGGUUGGUUCUCAGCCUGAAUAUACUUACGUGGAUGGAGAUGGGACUGUUCCUGCUGAAUCAGCUAAGGCUGAUGGAUUUGCAGCAGUAGCAAGAGUUGCAGUUGAAAGUACCCAUAGAGAGUUGUUGAAAGACAAGAGAGUGUUUCAACUUUUGAAGCAAUGGUUGGGUGUGAACGACAACUCACAGCACUCUAUGUCAAGUUCCAAAGUGAUGGAUGUUUCUAUAGAGCCAAUUCCAAUUGAGUUGGCUACCAGGGAUCUCUUGUAGUAGUUGUGAAUGUUCCUUCGAAUCAAGUGAUGAUGUAACACAGAAAUCUGCAUGAAAGAAGUUAAAAAGCUGAGAUGCGCCUUCUUCAGGAUAUUUUUUGGUGCCUGAGUGGUGCCUGCAAGAAUGUCAACUUACAGACUACCGGGUGGUGAAAACCCAAGUUUUACAGAAGCUCUCACUAUGAAACUUUAUUUUCCACAUAUUGAUUGUGGUCAUUGGUCACAUUUGCCGUGCUGAAAUGUUCGUUAUGUAGUGUCCAUCGACAUUUCCUUUUGUUGGGCAGUACAACAUCCUAAUAAGCAUCUUUGUAAGGAUGAUGGCCAUUGUGCUGAGCGUAAUAAAUCUGGAGUUAAAACA
Elaeis guineensis (African oil palm) is the source of this 1924-nucleotide messenger RNA. RefSeq names its product phospholipase A(1) LCAT3. NCBI's taxonomy places the organism in Eukaryota, Viridiplantae, Streptophyta, Magnoliopsida, Arecales, Arecaceae. Gene Ontology annotation, biological process: lipid metabolic process. The record is from RefSeq and is a predicted model, not a curated record.